AUGAGCUCCUUUGCUGAAGCAAAGGAUGUAUUUAAAAAAGGACAAAAGAUUUCCCUUACCCCAAGGGUGACAGCCCGUCUACUACUAAAGUUAAAAGCUGCAAGAAGGCGUUUGGAUAAAUUGGCAGCAUUACGCGGGGAUCCACAACUAUCUGCAGACAGACUGCGCUCCUCUCCUCUGUUUAAUCAUUGGCCUUUGAGUGCCCUCUCCGAAAUUCGCCAGAAGAUGGUCUUGGAAGUGUAUCGCAAAGGUGAUGUAAUCGUUUACAGUGAGGAGCCUAGUAGAGUUUCAUCUCUCUUUUGGAUAGUCUCAGGGAAAUUAACGGAGGUACUUGGUAAAAGCGAGAUGUAUUUUAUGGAAUCUACUGAACCAAACAGCGAUUCUACUCCUGUGGAAAAAAAUAGCAAUUUUUCAUUCUUAAGCAAAACUUAUCCAUUAAACCUCCCUGACAGUCUCAUGAGAUUCAGUGCUGGUCAGUUUGCCACAGGUGAACGAUUGUUUCUCGGUGUGGGAUACCGUAGGACUAUUCGUUGUGAAAGUGGUGUCAUAGUUUUUCAAGUACCUUUUACGGUAGUGAAAGAUAUACAAAAAAAGUGGGGUGUGCCAUUAGAAACAACUUUAAUAGCUGCUAAAGAAAUUGUUAAACGACAAAUGUCUAGAGCGAAUGAAAAGCCAUCGUUGGAGUCUGCUUUGUUUCAUAACCCAGUAUUGCGUGGAAUGGAUACAUCUACUCUUGGUAUAUUGUGGAUUCGUUUGUCUCCUCUGGUCAUAUGUAAAGAUGAAACUCUAUGUGCAGAUGUUUUCACUUCAGAUAGGAUAUAUUUUCUUCAAUCAGGACGCAUGCGUGUUCCAGGGAGAAACAGUGGGAGAGGCCAAGAUGUUGUCUCUAGUGGUAGUUCUUUCGGCUUGAACAGUUUUGUGCAAUUUGAGGCUCCGUAUGAUUAUGGGGAACAACGCCGUGUCGUCGCUUCAAGGUUCUCCCAGCUGUGGGGAAUAACUCUGAGUGCUUUUAUGGAAAUUGUAAGUGAAAAUGAGUGGAAACGAUGUGCAGAAAUAGCCAAGAAAACAAUACAGUUUGGAGUUGAUUAUAAGGUUUUAAGGAAGUCCCCUGUAUUGUCACACUUACCCGAGUCUGCUGCCAUUUUGCUUGCAAAACGGAUGCAACUGCGUGUUGUGCGACCUGGUGAAUGUAUUUUAACUGCUGAUGAAUGUCCAUGUGAAGCUAUUAUCGUCUUGAUUGGAGCAACGUAUGUUACGAAGAAACGUCCUUUUGCAGAGGGUUCUGCUGAUGAGAAGGUAGUAAAAAAAAGUGUUUCCUGUGGUGUUCCUCUUGCCGUCGCGGAAUGCGUGUCAGAAAGAAGGAUAAAGUAUGGACUCUUCGCAUCUACUGCUGCAAUCAUCUUUAGUCUUACGCAUAAUGCAAUUAUGGAUAUUGUGAAUGAGUGUAAGGAGGUACGCGACGUAACAGUAAUUACGGAGGCAGCUAUAACACAGUUAGAUGGUCCGAAAGCAUAUCGCUCUGCAGAACAGAUAGUAAACAAGGCUCAGGAUGAUGCGGCGCAGCGUGUGAAGAGAUAUGCAAAUGAGCAGAAUAGUAAAAUGGAGUUAUUGAAUGCUGAAAACAACAAGAGUGACUCUAAAAACGCUGAUGUUGAUGUUGAUCGGAUAAUCCAGCUGCGCGCCCAAGUGUUGUCAACUCUCAGCACUCAGGUGUGCAGUUUGCGUCCUAGUAUGUGGGGAAUGGGGAAAAUCGGGCUUCAGUAUGAUGUCGCUUCAAGUUCAGUUAUGCGAGAUGUACAACACGAAAAUUCAAAGAAUUCCCGCCGCACAAAGUCUUGUUUUACCAUUGAUGAGAAAGGCCGCGUUGUUUUUUGCGAGGACGGAGCUGUAUCAGUUGGAAACUUAGUCCAUACUGAAAAGAAAACCCCUCUGACGAAAAUGAUGAAAUUAAAAGAAGAAACAAAGGAGGGAGAGCAGAAAGGUUAUGCUGAAAGUAUUGCACCUCCUCAAGUGUUGCUGAAGAGAGAUAUCGCAAAGAAUAUUCACCGCACCCCACACUCCUCUGCCCUGCGAUGUGUUCCUCAUGUGAAGUUCACUGCCGUCACGGCCCGAUCUCCGGCGUCUCAAAGAGUAAUGGCGCUGCGAGUGGAGGCGGAGAAAUUGCAGGAUGAGACUGACAAGGUGCUUAGUCUUCCGCUUGGAUUUUUUUCGGCCCGUCAACGUGGUAGAGGCCCCCCAUAUGCUUCUAUGUAA
Messenger RNA from Trypanosoma theileri, 2253 nucleotides. RefSeq lists its product as uncharacterized. The record is from RefSeq and is a predicted model, not a curated record. Lineage: Eukaryota; Euglenozoa; Kinetoplastea; Trypanosomatida; Trypanosomatidae. The coding region runs from base 1 to 2253 and encodes 750 amino acids. The transcript has a single exon.